Rhipicephalus sanguineus (brown dog tick) is the source of this 1759-nucleotide messenger RNA. RefSeq lists its product as uncharacterized. The transcript has a single exon. The record is from RefSeq and is a predicted model, not a curated record. Lineage: Eukaryota; Metazoa; Arthropoda; Arachnida; Ixodida; Ixodidae. Bases 162 to 1628 code for a protein of 488 amino acids.
CUACCUCUGUUCACUUGAAAAGUGCAUCCAUUCCCCUAACUUUUCUUCACCAGACCGCAGCAUUAUUAUGCAAUGAGGCAUACACAGAAUCAUGAUCUUAUCAAGAGUGCAAAGGGGCUGUAACAUAUUAUUUGCAUGCUGCAUAUCUGAUCACAAUAUGAAUGGCUUCAUGUCUCAACUGUUAUAGGUGGGUCCACAAUACGCGCUCCAGGUCGCGUUGGGUGUGGUGGAUUCAGCACACGCGCAACACGUACGCAUGUCAGGCAGACAUGUUCUCGCAUUCUGGCAAGAUAUGGUGGCUAGAUGGGGAGGUGGCGCGAGCGGCAUUGCGGCGGCAGAGAGAGAGCGCUGCCUUGCUUCAUGAAGCGGCCGCGGACACACAGCGGCGCUGCUGCAGGCAGUUCGAUGCUCGCUGCGCAGCGCUCACGUGCUUUCUUUCGUGCUGUGCCGCGUUCCGUCGUGUGUGCUUCGCUCGAUCUCGUCCGCGCCGUUUUACAAAACACGGCGUGCAUUGUUCGUGCAAGUCAUCGUGCGUUACCGCCACCAUUAUGGACUCAGGCGUCAAGAAGAAGAAAACGACGCAGACGCACUGCUUCGCACCCGGCUGUUCGUCCGGGUACGUCUCGUCGAGGAGAUCUGGUCAACGUGUGUCGUUGUUUUCCGUGCCGAAAGAGCCUGAACGCUUAAAAGCAUGGCAGCGUGCAGUGCCACGUGCAGAUCAAGUCCUCGACGCAAGCUCAAGAAUCUGCGAGCUUCAUUUUGAUGAGCAGUAUAUUGUGCGAUCGUUUACGCACCUGAUCAACGGCGUGACAGUGACGAUUCCUCGCGAUCGACCUGUGCUGACAAGCGAUGCGAUUCCGACUGUGUUCCCCAACCUCCCGCAGUAUUUGUCGAAGAAGGCACCCCAGAAAAGAAAGUCGAAAACGUCGACUUGCGGCCUUCCUGUGAAGUCUCCGAGGCAUGAGGCAAGUAAUGCCGCGUGUGCUGACGAGGUAGACGUAGAAGAAAGAAGCGCGUCGCCUGAAGUCAACUCCCCAGUGCUGCCUGAUGUGGGGAACUGCCGAUUGCCCAGCGCUUACUGGACGCGGCAGUUGAUUGCUGGAGAGGGCAAUGUCACGGCCUUCACAGUAUGUGCAUUGCAUCGCGAAAGCUUGUAUAUUGAAAAAGUGGUAGUGUUCAUUGCGAAUGACAGUUCAAUUCACGCGAACGUUUUCGUGCAAGCCACAAAAGUACGUUCAAUGGUGCUCACUGACGUGGCAGUGGCUGAAGACCUGCUGCGGUAUGUUGAUAAGCUGAUCCCAUGCAAAGGAUUUGGACAAGAAGGCGAGUUCAGCCCCAACCUGAAGCGCAGAGAGAAGACGCAUGGCGGCAAAGUAUUCAGUGCUUCCUGCUUCGGUGUUGCACAGUCAGCAAAGCAGGCAUGCCCACAGUGCAAGUAUCUCAGGAAGCUCCUGCAGAAUCAGGCUUCCUACAGGAGGACACGUAAUACUCGUGGUCGGACAGCGUCAUACAAGCUAAAGCUUCGAACUGCGCAACUGAAAAGAAGCAGGCUCAGCAAUUCUCAAAGGCAAGUCUUUGAUCCAGAACCUAAAGGAAAAAAAUGCGCAGAUCGACUCGGAAAUCUUUGAGCAAGCAGUACAAGCUCUGCCUGUAAAGCAGCAGCAACAGGUCAGAGCAUGUCUGGCAGCAUGCAUGCGCAAAAGCACGAAAGGGAUGAAGUAUGAGGCAGAAUGGGUAUUGGAAUGUGCAGUCAUGUGCA